GACUUCUCUCACAGCCUCGGGUCUGUCCUGCGUCUUGUGUUUGAUUCCAAGGGGGCUGAAGGGGGUAGAUCACGGGUAGAUCAUCCUCACGUCAUCGUCCUCGGCUUGCGAUGAGCAACCACUCAGUGCUGACUGAGGGGGAGCUGCUUUCGUUUCGGACACCGCCGUGCCCAGGCAUCAAGGCCGCAGCGGGCGGAUGCGCCAACCACGCGGUCAGGGAGCGGUGCCACGACAGUCACAACGGCGAGCCGGUGGGUGUGUGGGUCCUGAUCCUUGCCUGAUCCUAGAACACAAAGCGACCCCACACCUGCAUGACAGACGCCCUGUUGGACUGUGUGCUGCAGGGGAAGGGGAGCCUCCAUCCCAAGACUGAAGACGCCAAUGUGACUGUCGACCAGUGAGCGAGCGCACACACCACCAUCCAUCCACAGUACAGUCGCUGCAAUGAUUGCAAUGCCUGCUUGUCCGUCCAUCCUUCAGUAACAGUGUCCCUGCCCCUCCAUCUGCCCCACAAACACCCCAUCCCUCCGACCCCAGCAGCAGCAACAUGCCAACAGGUGCUCACACGGUACCACACGACACAAAUGUCGCCCUUCAUGCAGGCAGCAUUAUCCACCCUCGUGUGUGCUGUGCAUGUGUGUGUGUGUGCAGCUGUGGACCACCCGCCACGGCCACCAAACGACCUUGCUGCCACGGCGGCCGGCCAUAUCAAGGUAAGGUACGCGGUGCGUGCAGACACACCACUGCCUUGACUGUGGUGUUUCGUGCAGACGGAGAUUGGCCGUCCCUCUGUCGGUGUGCGUCCCCCUGGUCAGUUCUCUGUGGUGAAGUCGCCCGUCGACGUCUUGCCGCGGGCUGGUCUCACCAACCUGGCACAUCAGCAGCUGAUGCCGUUGAUCAAGCGGGAGGAGGUACGGACUCACAGAGAGAGUGCCAUACUUCGCUGAUGGGCCCAUCUCUGUUGCAGGCGAUGGACGAUGGGCCGUCGCCGGCUGGACUGCCGAGCAACCUGCCCACCUCUGGCUCGUCCGGCGCGUCGCAUUUUUGUCUCUCUCCUUCAAGUGAGCCACUCCACCACAAGCACGAGCAGCAGAGAGGGAGGGGAGGAAACGGACGAGUCAUCCUUCCUUCUGUGUCUGCGUGUCUGUUCCUAACGCCUCAGGCAUCAUCGACGCGCUGCGGGACAACUGGGACAGGUGUGACCUCGACCGCCCCCGAUCCACCACUUCCGUCGACCCCUGUGACUUGAGCACGCCA
Molecule: messenger RNA, 1257 nt
Organism: Vitrella brassicaformis
Lineage: Eukaryota; Vitrellaceae
Source: the annotation of a GenBank genome assembly